Molecule: messenger RNA, 3919 nt
Organism: Vespa crabro (European hornet)
Lineage: Eukaryota; Metazoa; Arthropoda; Insecta; Hymenoptera; Vespidae
Gene: Jasper
Product: hepatoma-derived growth factor-related protein 2
Exons: 12
Coding region: 194-1948 (584 amino acids)
Biological process (GO): regulation of transcription by RNA polymerase II
Cellular component (GO): nucleus
Molecular function (GO): transcription coregulator activity; double-stranded DNA binding
Source: RefSeq, a predicted model, not a curated record
AACGUUCGGUAUGCUUACUAAAAGCACGGUUCAUGGCCAGACAUUUUAGUUUACGCGGUUUAUGAUGUACUAAUAGAGGAACGCGCGAAUUGGAACGCCGCGUCGUAUCGUGUGUGUUUUCGACGUAUCGUGCAAAUGGCGGCUCUCGUGAUGUUUUGUGAAAUAUUUGUGAGGUAUUAGAUAUACGAAUUUUAUGCAAUUUGCGAUAAUAAGUGGUAUAGAUACGUACUAUUAUUGUCGAAGUUUGAAACGAUUUAUUAUAAACAUGGUGAAAUUGCUAAAGAAGUUCUUUCCCGGCGACAAAGUUUUUGCGAAAGUUCGAGGUUACCCGCCAUGGCCAGCUAAAGUUGAGAAAGUUGUAGAUUCCAAUUCUAAAAAUGCUAAAUAUAACGUAUACUUUUAUGGUACAGGUGAAACGGCUGUGUGUAAAGUAGAAGAGCUGUUUACCUAUACUGAAAACAAAGCAAAGUUUGGUAAUAAAGCUUUACGAAGAAAAUUUUUUCAUGAGGGCUUACAACAACUCGAGCAAGAACUUAAAAAUGAAAGAAGUAAAGCUGGAGAUAUAGAUGAUCUACAAGAAUCGGAUAUUGUAGAAGAAACUGGCACAAAAGGUAGCAAUGUAGCAUCAGGAUUACCCACAGCUAGUGCAACGGAUAGUGACUUGGAAUCUGGAUCUUUAAUAAUCGAUGAAGGAAAUAAAAAAAAAUCCCUAAAGAGAAAACCUUUUUCUACAUCAUCUAAUAAUCCAGAAACUCCUGAAUUAAAAAAGAAACGCGGGAAGGCAAAGGCAUUAUCCACAUCAACAAGUGACACAUCGAAACAAGAAUUAGCUCUUGAUUCUCAAGGGGAGGAAUCACCUAAAGAAAUCGUAAGCCGCAGUGGACGAAAAAUUAAACCAAAGCGUUUUGCUGAUUUCUCAAGUUCUGAAGAAACAGAAGAACAUUCUGGCAGAGGACGCGGAAAAAUUAAAAACGAUGAGUCUAACGAGCACAUAUCGUCUGCCGGAACUUAUAAGAAAAGAAAUAUCACCACGGAAAAGAAAAAUAGUAUUGGCGAGACAUCGCUUAUGGAAGGUACUGUGGUUUCUAAUCCUACAUCUUCCGAAACACCAGGCCGAUUUCUUCUUGCACGAACGUUUGCCGGUGAAUACGUGGGCAUUAAAUUAGAUGUAGACAGGCCAAAAUCAUUUGAUAGCGAAAAAGCUAGAACGCAAUGGGAUUGGACUACGGCUCGGAAUGCAAUGAAGUUAAAAGGUCAACUAGAAAGCGGUGAAAUUUUACCAGAGCAAGUCAAAGAUUCAUUAGAUUUUAAUGUAUAUGUGCCAGAAGAUGAGAAACGUCUCUUGGCGAAAGAUGGUGCGAUUCAUCGAAAGACUUACAAGCUAAGAUGGCUUCGUAUAGAAGCGCAAUUGUUACAAUUGGAUGCUCAAAUAAAAUCUAAUCUUGGUUUGGAUCGGGCUAAUACUGACAAAUGUUUAGAAGCGAUGGAUGAAAUAUUGUCCCUUUCUAUUGAUCCAUUAAUGUUAAAAAAGCAUCCACAUAUUGUUGAAACUGUGAAAAGGUUAAGGCGGUACAUUGGUAACUUAGCCGACUGGAAAUUGAGCAAAGAAGAAGAGGCCGUUUUCAAACAAAAGGCAGAACAAAUAAGACAAAAAGCGGAGCACAUAUACAAUAAAUUUAAGGCCAUGUUCACUAUACCAGAGGGACAAUCGUUUUGGCAAUCAUUUUCUGAUCAAGUGGACCAUUUCAAGGAAUUAACGAAAGACAUGCCCGAAGAAAAAGUUUUCUCCUUAAUGUCUGAUCCUACUUGUCCAGAUGCUGCUGGUAUAUCAGAGGAUGCAACUGCUGAUGAUAGUGGCAGUCAAGUAGAUACAGACGUUACAGUGAAAAUAGAAUCGGAACAAGUGCCUAUCAGAAUUGAAAGCCCUAAAGAAACAGAAACCAAGUAACAUACAUACGUUUCGUAUGUAGUAAAAGGUGGACGUAGUUCACUAUGUUUUGUGCGAUACUAUACUAUACAAGACAGCAGAGUGUUUUUCAACUGAUUAAGGGAGUGGCCUUUGCACGUUUGAAAAUGAUCUAUGUGGAUAAAUUUUCUUACUGCAAUAAUUCUAUGGGUUUUUCUGAAAUUUCUAAUGAAUUCCCUUUGGCGUUAUUAUAAUAAUACUACAAGAACGUGCACGUGUCAGAAUAUUUACAAUUGCAGGUCGGCGAUGUAAAUGACACUCAUGCUGCCAAAAAAAGUUUAAUUGACACAAAUUAUACAAAUUAGAAAAAUCAACUUUCUAUAAUAUGUAAUUGUUUCUCUGCCUCUGUGAAUGUAAUUUAUCUUUACAUCGUUUUGAUCGUACCAAAGCAGAACUUUCACAGUAAUCAUUCAUAGUAAGACAGCGAUCAUCUUUACUUCAUAACUAUUGUUUCUUUCAAACUAUCGAUGUAAAUACAGGAAUACACAAUUCAUGUUAUACAUUAACACUAUACUGACAGGCAAUGAAUAAUUCAAAAGUAAAGUAAUUGUACAAUGCGUUCCAUUGGAAUGCCAUCAAUGUAUUGACUUAUUGCGAGAAACGAUUUUUAUCUUUUUGAAAUUCAUGUUUCUAUUGCACUUUAAAGGCAAAAUUACAUUGUCCGAGCAAUAAGAAAAUUCUGUUUUUCAGUAUAACGCUGAUGAUAUCUCGAAAUAUUUCUCGAUAUAUUUUAAAGUCUGUUAUUGGGCAUUUUUACAAAUAGUUAUAGGUAAAUGUUGGUUCAUUAGUUGUAGAAAUUAUGAGCAUACGUAGCAAUAAAUUUAUGAUUGAUAGCAACGCGAAGUAACAAGAACAUGUGAGUUAUGGGUAAGUAUUUUGAGUUUACUAUAUUGCUCUUAUAACUCUAAAAAUGAAGAUACUUUACUCAAGUAAAAUUAAAUUGUUAUACAAUAUAAUUAUACAUAUAUAGAUACAUAGAAAAAUGUUUCUCACUAAAUCUCUUAAAUCUGUUAUUAAAGAUUGCAAUUGAUUUCAAAAAUGUUGAAAGUCGAAAGACAUUUGUUAAUUUACAUCGUUCGAUAUAAGACUAUUUUAAUUUAAAAUUAUUUUCAUAGGAGAGUAAUGGUAAGCUCCUACAUUAUAAUUUUUAUUAAUGAUAAUAGUAUAUACAUAAUGAAACAUAAAAUUGAUUUAAUUCAAAGUAGUUGUGAAGACAAUACUGCUAAGUAUCUACAAAAAGAAAGAAAAAAGAAAAAGAAAAAAAAAAAACACUGUAUCGGAAAGUAUAAGUUACCGACAAGAAAAUUUGUCUUAUUUCAACUUUUGUACAAAUAGAAAUUAUUCAAAUAUAACAUAUCAAAAAUAUAAUUAAAUUUGAUUUUAUAAAAAUUGAUUUUGCUUUAUUUUUAAAGACGAAGAAGAUAACUAAGCGAUUGGAGAGACACGAUCCAGACAUAAAGUCGAUGAAAAAGAAAAUUCUUGUUUCUCUUAUAAACUACUUUUAAUAGAAAACGUUUAAUAGAAAACGUUUGUGUAUCGAACGUUCGAGAAAUGUUCGUAUACGAUCAAACGGUAUCUUAUGCUAAGAUUUUAUAUAUAUAUAUAUAUAUAUAUAUAUAAUUUUUUAAACUUUAAAUAUUAAAAAUUUAAUAUAACACUCGUCAAUGAAAUCAUCGACGAAAAUCGCCGGGCUGUAAACGGUGGCCUUUGAAGUGCAUUGAAAACAUAAAUCAUUUGUACCAUCUUUUCACUGUACUUUUAAAAUGAUUUAUAUCGAUUCAUUUAAACCAAUCGAUCGUUUAGUUUUCAUACGGUAGAAUCGCACCGAGUUUGUUUUCAAACGUUAAAGAUAGAAACUUGGCGCGUUUAUUGCAAAAUAAUCUCGUUAUAAUAAAAGAAAAUGUUUAUUUCAAAUGUAUUUCAAAUAUUUUGAAUAAAAAAUGUUAUAAGGUA